UAUGUGAUAUUAAUCGUAACUCAGUGUUCGCAUUUAUGUGGCUUCUCGUUCAUCUAAGUUCUGAUUUACGUAUGAAAAAUGUUGAAAAACGCUUUUAUAAUUUUGUUUUUGUGUUUUGACAUUAAUUGCCAAUCAAAUAAAGAUCUUUACAAUGGACAAUAUAAUACACGGCCUGAUGGCUCUGAAGCAAGACUUCCAAAACCUGGGGAUAAUAACUAUAGAACAUAUUUGUAUAACAAUAGAAGGUAUGGUGCUGACCCCAGUAGAUAUAAUCCAUACAACCCUAACAUAAAUCAGCCUGGUGGAUUUCCAUACAAUCCAUUGAAUACCAAUCCAUUAGAUGAUCAGUUUAAAUACAAUACGAAUAUAGACCCAAACAAUCCAGAUGCAAUAUUCCCUGGUGUCCUGGGUGGCUGGAGGGAGGACUUGCAAGGGAGGGAGAGGAGAGACUCUCGACAACUGAAAAGAGACAUCUUUGUUAAUACCAAUUAUGGACAGGUUCAAGGAUUUAAGGUAUAUUUGUAUGAUAAUCCAGACCCUAAUUCCGGUUACCGACCAUGGCUGACCCCAGUGGAGAGGAUACAGGGAGAAGUAUCUGUAUUCCUGGGUAUACCAUAUGCUAGACCACCCGUGUUGGAAGGGAGAUUUAAGCCGCCGCGCCAGCACCCCGGCUGGCAGCUGCUGCAGGCGGUGGACUGGGGCCCGGCGUGUCCGCAGCCCGUGCGGUACACCGGAGCCACUAAGGGCAUCCGUGACAUGGACGAGGACUGUCUAUAUCUUAAUAUAUUCUCACCUAAUACAGAGGCAGGUGCAACAGCUCAGAAGUACCCUGUGAUGGUAUACAUUCACGGCGGACAGUUCUCCUCGGGCGCCUCCAACUUGUUCCCCGCGCACAUGUUGGCCGGCUUCUACAAUGUUGUUGUUGUUUCCCUCAACUACAGGCUCGGCGCAUUAGGUUUCCUCUCGACGUCUGACGAGAACUCGCCCGGGAACUACGGUAUGCUGGACCAGAUAAUGGCGUUGCGUUGGGUCCGCGACAAUAUUGAACCCUUCAACGGUGACCCGAAUUCUAUUACACUGUUCGGUCCCGGCGCAGGCGCAGCCUCCGCCGGCCUGCUGGCACUUCACCCGCAGACCAGCCAUAUUGUCUCCAGAGUUAUUGCACAGAGCGGGUCAGCGCUGGCGGACUGGGCGCUGAUCGAGGACAAGUUCCGAGUGCAGAACACAUCACUGGUGUUUGGGCGACUGCUGGGAUGCCCCAUUGACUCCUCCUGGAAACUGGUCAACUGUCUACGUCAAGGCAGAAGUUUCUAUGAGCUCGGCAAUGCUGAGUUUCAGCCACAAGUGGGGUUCAUCCCAUGGGGUCCGGUACUGGAAAACAAUUUCACAUAUCCCGGGGAUGAGUGGUACGAAGGGUGGCGAGCGCGGGACUGGACCUUCCUGCAGACCAAGCCCGAAGAUCUGAUAACUGCUAGAACAUUCAACCCCGCUCUCAGAUAUAUGACCGGUGUUACCACACAGGAGGCCGCUUAUGUGUUAUACAACAACGAGAGCCUGGCUCCUGGUUAUGAGAUCAGCGAGCAAUGGUUCGAUCAGAAGGUGCGCGAGCUUGUGCUGCGCUACAACUACACGCUGAACCCGCGCGGAGUGUACGACGCUGUGCGCUAUAUGUACACAUACCACCCCGACCCACACAACCUCACCGCCAUACGCGAACAAUACGUGCACCUCCUCUCUGACUUCCUGUACCGAGCACCUACAGACAAAAUGGUGAAGCUGCUCCUAGAACAAAAUGUGCCUGUGUACAUGUACGUAAUGAACACUACUGUGGAGGCGUACCGCUGGCCGGCCUGGCGACAGUACGCACACGGCAUUGAGGGUGUCUUCCUCACCGGAGCACCCUUCAUGGACCAGGAGUUCUUCCCGCGUCGGCUCCGGGUAGACCGUCAGGCCUGGACACCAAAUGAUAGGAAUAUGAGCCAUUUCUUUAUGAAGGCUUACUCAGAUUUUGCUAGAUUCGGCAAUCCGACGCGGUCUCGUAUCCUGGGCGUGCACUUCGAGCUGGCGCAGGCUGGACAGCUCCGGUACCUCAACCUCAACACCACCUUCAACUCCUCCAUACAGCUCAACUACAGGCAGACGGAGCUCGCCUUCUGGACAGUCUACAUGCCCAAUGUCAUCGGCAGAAUGGUACCUACGUACCCCCCCAUCACUGAGUACUGGUGGGAGCCUCGUCAGCCGCUGCAGAUAGCAUUCUGGUCUGUGGCAGUAGCCUGUCUGCUGCAGCUGGUGUUGCUGGUACUCUGCUGUAUGCUCUGGCGCAAUGCAAAGAGGGCUUCACCUCCCAAAUGGAAAAUGGUACCCAUAAUGGAGAGUGAUCGUCUGUACGAGGGUGACAUAUUCAUGGUGCCAGAGUUGACGGAGGGUGGCAUAGACAAUGACACCGCGGCGCGAUCGCGGGACAAUAUCUACGAAUACCGCGACGUACCACUCAAGAGACCGCACACGCCGCAGACACUCACUAGAACGUUAAGUCAGCCGGUUACACUGCAGUCAUCUCGCCCGCCAUCUGAAGCCUCCACAGGCUCUGCUCUAUCUCUGAAGGAGAGUACAGUGUCGCGUGCACCUGCGCCUGUACCACGCGCACGUUCACGCACACAAAUAGUACACGGAGUACCACAAACUACAGUCUGACACACCAUUUUAAACCUUAACAUCUACACAAUAAGGUUUU
Messenger RNA from Papilio machaon (common yellow swallowtail), 2734 nucleotides. RefSeq names its product acetylcholinesterase (gene Gli). The transcript has 15 exons. Gene Ontology annotation, cellular component: tricellular tight junction; cell surface; septate junction. Bases 79 to 2694 code for a protein of 871 amino acids. NCBI's taxonomy places the organism in Eukaryota, Metazoa, Arthropoda, Insecta, Lepidoptera, Papilionidae. The record is from RefSeq and is a predicted model, not a curated record.